UUUCUGACCUUUGUACUCGAAGUCGGAGGACAUUGUUCUCAGGUUUAAUUUCCAAAAAUAGUGACUUUUACUAUUAAUUUUACAAUGUCUUUGUUGACUUCUUAUCAGGACAUGGCAACAGCAAGGUAUAGGUCUCCCACUGAAGUUGGUCAGGGCCACCACGAUGGGUCUCACACUGGGGUUUCACAGGUUGAUUUAGAGAAGCCGUUAGCAAGACUCACUGGUGAGAGACCCUUCAAGUGCGGGGACUGUGGGUACAGGGGAGCCAAAAAGUAUGACUUAUCCAGACAUAUUAGAAUCCACACAGGAGAAAAACCAUACAAGUGUGACCAAUGUGACUAUACUGCAGCGGAAAAGUCUAGUUUGAACUAUCAUUUGAAGAAACAUACUGGUGAAAGACCCUUCAUGUGUGGGGAUUGUGGGUACAGGGCAACUAAACAGUCAGACUUAACCAAACAUAUUAGAGUACACACAGGAGAAAGACCCUACAAGUGUGAUCAGUGUGAUUAUUCUGCUAAAGAAAAGUCUAGUUUGAACCAACACAUGAUAUACAAACAUACCAGUGAGAAACCCUUCAUGUGUGGGGAGUGUGGUUACAGGGCAUCUAAAAAGUCUGACUUGUUUCGACAUAUGAGAACUCAUUCAGGGGAAAAACCUUACAAAUGUGACCAGUGUGACUAUUCUGCAGCACGGAAAACCACUUUAGAUGACCACAAAACACUGCACUCUGGUAAGAAACCCUAUAAAUGUGAUACAUGCGAGUACAGGGCAGCUCGAAAGACUCACUUGCGCCUACAUAUGAGAACGCAUACAGGAGAAAAACCCUACAAGUGCAACCAGUGUGACUAUUCUGCAGCACAAAUGUCUGUUCUGCAAUACCACCUCACAAAACACACCGGUGAGAAACCUUUUAUUUGUGGUGAGUGUGGGUACAGGACAGCUAAAAAGUCUAACUUAGUGAUACACAUGAGAGUCCACACAGGGGAAAAACCCUACAAGUGUGACCAGUGUGAUUAUUCUGCAGCACACAAACCCCACUUGGACGAACACCUAGCAAGGCACAGUGGUGAGAAACCCUUCUCGUGUGGGCAGUGUGGGUACAGAACCGCUAAAAAGUCUGACUUAUCCCGUCAUGUUCAUACCCACACAAAAGACAAACCCUUCAAGUGUGAUCAGUGUGACUAUUCUGCAGCGGAUAAGGCAAGUUUGAAACAUCAUUUGGCAAAACACACCGGUGAAAAACCAUUCAAGUGUGGGCAGUGUGGGUAUGGAACAACUCAAAGGAUUGCCUUAACCAUACAUAUGAGAGUCCACACUGGAGAAAAACCUUACAAAUGUGACCAGUGUGACUAUGCUACUGCAGGGAGGUCAAAUUUGAACAAACACAUGACAACACACACCGGUGAAAAACCCUACAUGUGUGGGGAGUGUGGUUACAGAACAACCCGACGGACACACUUGAUACAACAUAUAAGAACUCAUACAGGAGAAAAACCCUACAAGUGUGACCAGUGCAAAUACUCCACAGCUUACCAAUCUGAUCUAGCGAAACACAAGAAAACUCACACAAAAGAAACAGCCAUGCAUGUGUGACCAUACUGCAACUGGCUUUGCCUGUGUAUAGUUAGACAACAGCUCCAUUUUAUAUGCUGUAUAUAUUUUUCAAUAUUUUACAAGGAUGUUGUUUUUUAAUGUACAUAUUCUUUUCUUUCAUAUCAUGAUAACAUGCAUGUAAAUAGUUUUUAUUCAUAUUGACAAAGGAAUUUUGAUGACAAAUCUUGUAUUGCAAUUGUUGUUUCAAAGAAUAUAUUGAUAUUCUAAAAAACAGCAUUUUAUUGUAGUAGAAUACACUUGCAUGAAACCUAGGACAUGCCCUUGAUCAAACAAUGUACAUGAGUUCUAUGCAAGUUCACUAUCAUUUUGUAAUUAGAUAGCCGAAUUAUGUAGAAUAAAACCCAUUU
Molecule: messenger RNA, 1961 nt
Organism: Branchiostoma floridae (Florida lancelet)
Lineage: Eukaryota; Metazoa; Chordata; Leptocardii; Amphioxiformes; Branchiostomatidae
Product: gastrula zinc finger protein XlCGF57.1-like
Exons: 1
Coding region: 85-1593 (502 amino acids)
Biological process (GO): regulation of transcription by RNA polymerase II
Molecular function (GO): DNA-binding transcription factor activity; RNA polymerase II cis-regulatory region sequence-specific DNA binding
Source: RefSeq, a predicted model, not a curated record